Messenger RNA from Laetiporus sulphureus 93-53, 2256 nucleotides. Its product is annotated as glycosyltransferase family 39 protein. The coding region runs from base 1 to 2256 and encodes 751 amino acids. Lineage: Eukaryota; Fungi; Basidiomycota; Agaricomycetes; Polyporales; Laetiporaceae. Gene Ontology annotation, cellular component: endoplasmic reticulum; membrane. The record is from RefSeq and is a predicted model, not a curated record. The transcript has 8 exons. Gene Ontology annotation, biological process: protein O-linked glycosylation via mannose. Gene Ontology annotation, molecular function: dolichyl-phosphate-mannose-protein mannosyltransferase activity.
AUGUCUGGUGGUGUCAGGGUCAGGAGGCCACCUUCACCACCGCCGCCUGCGUCUGCUCCUCCUCACGCUGCUCCUCAGAGAUUUCCCCAUCCUCGCCAUGACUACCUCGAUGCUGAUGCUCGGAAGGAUGCAGCGUCUAGAGGUUACCUUCCGGGUCGCAAAACGUAUGUUCCAGGAGGGCUGAAUAUCGCGGCCGCAGAGUGGAAGCUCCUCAUCUUGAUCACGGUUGUGGCUGUACUCGUGCGGCUGUUUCGUAUAACGCAGCCGGACAGCGUUGUGUUUGACGAGGUUCACUUUGGCAAGUUUGCAUCCAAGUACAUCAAGUCCGAGUACUUCGUAGAUGUCCACCCGCCACUUGCCAAACUGCUGAUCACUUUUGCUGCUUUUGUCUUCGGAUAUGACGGUCACUUUGACUUCAAGGACAUCGGCAAAAUAUACGACAAUGUGCCAUACGUCGCCAUGCGGCUAGUCCCAGCAACACUGGGUGUGGCCACCGUCCCCCUUGCCUAUCUCACCCUGCGAGCUCUUGACUGCCGUGCGACGACCGCCCUUCUCGCCUCGCUCUUCAUUACUUUCGAGAACGGCAUGAUCACUCAGUCCCGACAUAUCCUGCUCGACUCGCCGCUUAUCUUCUUCACCGCCCUCACGAUCUUCUUUUGGACGGGAUUCUGCAACGAGGACAAGCACGAGCCGUUCACCGAGAUGUGGUGGACGUGGCUCGUCUUGUCAGGCUUCUCGCUCGGUGCGGUCGUCAGCUGCAAGUGGGUUGGGCUGUUCACGAUUGCGACGGUCGGCGUGAGCACUAUCAAACAGUUGUGGCUACUAUUGGGGGAUCUGCGUGUCACACCGAGAGUAUUUAUGAGACACUUUAUGGCGAGAGCGAUGUGUCUCAUCGUCAUUCCGAUCAUGUUCUACAUGUUCAUGUUCUGGAUCCAUUUCCUCAUCUUGCAGAAUCCCGGCGAUGGAGAUGGCUUCAUGAGCUCGGAGUUUCAACACACGCUCAAUGGCCGUGGGAUGGCCGAUACAUUCGCUGAUAUUGCGCUCGGUUCGGAGGUUUCCAUACGGCAUGUCAAUACUCAAGGAGGGUAUCUCCACUCGCAUCCGCACAAUUAUCCCAGCGGGAGCACUCAACAGCAGAUUACCUUGUACCCACAUCGCGAUGAAAACAACAACUGGCGCAUCCUGAACGCGACACAAGAGGGCGACCCCUUCCAUGACUGGGAGAAAGGCCCGCUCACGUUCAUCGAGCCGGGCAUGCGCAUCAAGUUGCGCCACGUCACCACCGAGCGCAACCUCCACUCGCACGACUACCGUCCGCCCGUGUCUGAGGUCGACUUCCAGAACGAGGUGUCCGCGUAUGGUGGUCCGGACUUUGAGGGCGACGCGAACGAUGACUGGAUCGUCGAGAUCGAGAAGGGCGACAAGCGCGAUCGGGAGUCGAGCAAGCGCCUGAGGACGCUUCGGACGCAAUUUAGGCUGAGGCAUGCGAAUACGGGGUGCUAUUUGUUCUCGCAUAAGGUCAAGCUGCCCGAAUGGGGAUUCGACCAGCAGGAGGUGACGUGCAAUAAGGCGGCGGUGAAGCCGAAUUCGUUGUGGUUUAUCGAGACAGCGACACACCCAUUGCUGCCCCUUGAUGCGCCGAAGGUCAACUACAAGCUACCUGGGUUCUUCUCCAAGUUCCUUGAGUUGCAGCAGGUGAUGUGGACUACGAAUGCAGGUCUUACAGACAGGCACACGUUCGAUUCACGUCCUGAGUCUUGGCCACGGCUGCUUCGUGGCAUUAACUUCUGGGUCCGGGACCACCGUCAGAUUUAUUUGCUCGGCAACCCGAUGGUAUGGUGGCUUAGCACCGCUGCUGUCGUCGCAUACGUCGCCAUCCGCGGAUUCCUCAUCUUGCGCGCCAAGCGCGGGUACAGGGACUUUGAGAACACGAAAGUGGUCAAGUACGACACGCUGUGCGGAUUCCUCUUCAUCGGGUGGUGUCUGCACUAUUUCCCGUUCUUCUUAAUGGGCCGUCAGUUGUUCCUGCACCACUACUUCCCCGCGCUCUACUUUGCGAUCCUCCUCUCGUGCUCCGUAUUCGACCUCGUCACGUCCGCGCUCAAGCCGAGGCUGCGCCUUCAGAUCGCUGGCGUGUUGCUCAUCAUCGUGAUAUGGAAUUUCGUAUACUUGAGCCCGAUUGCCUACGGGGACCCGUGGACGAAGGCGAAGUGCGAGAAUGCGAGGUGGUUGAAGACGUGGGAUUUUGCCUGGUAA